Molecule: messenger RNA, 1758 nt
Organism: Erigeron canadensis
Lineage: Eukaryota; Viridiplantae; Streptophyta; Magnoliopsida; Asterales; Asteraceae
Exons: 2
Coding region: 1-1758 (585 amino acids)
Source: RefSeq, a predicted model, not a curated record
AUGAAUCAAGGUGGUAAUGUUGCUCAACGUCCUAAAUCUAAAGACCCUGGGUGGAAGUACAACAAUUGGGAUAUGCUAAUGACAAGAAUGCUGUUCGUUGCAACUUUUGCUGGUGGGAAUUUUGGAAAAGGGGUGAUUGAUCUUGGAGGACUAGAAGUAUAUGAAGCUCAAUAUUUCAAGAAAAUUUGGGAUACAAAAAUUGGUGGACCAAAUGGUCUUGGUGCAUCAUUUUAUGAACCAACAUCCUUCCCAUUAGGAUUCAAAUUGCUUGGCCAUUUUUGCAAACCUAACACUAUGACCAUGUUUGUAUCAGUCCUUGCGGCCAAAGACACCACGGGUGACCUGGUCGAUGGCGCCUUAAUAAGACCCGUCGACUUUAGGCUUAUAUGGACCAGUAAAGGUUUGGAUAUCACACAAUUAGAAGAUGGCUACAUUUGGCUCCCAAUACCACCCAUUGGUUAUAGGACCCUUGGUCACAUCGUCACGACUUCCCCACAAAAACCCUCAGUCGACAUCGUUAGAUGUGUUAGAAAAGACUUCACGGAUUCAACUGAAGAGGAACAUUGGUUAUGGGGGUUAAAGGUAUCGAAUGAUUCAAGUAAUUAUGUCGAUAUAUAUACUACAAAACCAGUAAAUAGAGAACUAAGUGUUCGGGCAGGGACAUUUUUGGCACGAGGUAAUGGCUUUAGUACGCACGGGUUAGCAUGUUUAAAGAUGGUCAGGACAGAUCCUUAUUAUGCUAUGCCUAAUUCUGAACAGAUUAGAGCUAUGAUCCAUACUUAUGCUCCAUGGGUGUACUUUCAUCCUGACGAAGAGUUUUUCCCUUCGUCAGUGUCGUGGUUUUUUCUAAAUGGUGUUGAGUUACACCAAAUGGGCCAAGGUAUUUGGCCUAUUAUGGAAAAUGGUGAUAACCUUCCAACCAAUGGUUCAAUUAAUGAUGCCUUUCUUGACCUCCCAUCUGAUGAAUCUAAAAAAAAUGAAGUUAAAAAAGGGUAUUUGGCAAGUGCAAUGGCUUACAUACACGUGAAGCCAGCAUUUGGGGGAACUUUUACGGAUCUAGCCAUAUGGAUAUUUUACCCUUUUAACGGCGGAGGUAAGUUUCAACUUGGACCUUUUACCAUCAACUUAGGGAAGAUAGGGGAACAUGUCGGCGAUUGGGAACAUAUAACGUUAAGAAUCGAUAACUUUCGUGGGAUUUUAAAAGAGAUUUAUCUAUCUCAACACUCAAAAGGAAAAUGGGUAAGUGCUAUAGAAUUUGAGUUCAUAAAUGGAACUAGGCCAAUAGUGUAUGCAUCUUUACAUGGUCAUACACACUACAAUACUCCAAGUUAUCAUCUCCAUUCGGUUGUCAAAAUUGACUCCACGGACGUACAAAUGUUAUAUGAUGAAUACUUCAAGUUGAAUAAGGAUUCAAGCAAAAUACCAAUUGUGAAUGGAGAAAAGUUUGCAGGGUUUGGAGCAAGGGAUGAUACUGCAAAAAGCGACAAUGUGAUGGAUGUUGCAUCGAGUUAUAACGUUGUUUGUGUGGAUUACAAGGCUUUUGAAUUGAAACCAUGGUUGAAAUAUACAGGAAGAUGGGGUCCUAAGAUUACUUAUGGAUUUGCAAAGUUUAUAAAGAAGGAAAUAAACAACCUGCCAGACAAAGUGAAAGCACUUGCUAUUAAACUUUUGAAUAAGCUUCCUGCUGAGUUACUUGGACAAGAAGGGCCUCAAGGUCCAAAGAUGAGAGACAAUUGGCUUGGGGAUGAAAGGGUUUGA